Sordaria macrospora k-hell is the source of this 1110-nucleotide messenger RNA. RefSeq lists its product as uncharacterized. Lineage: Eukaryota; Fungi; Ascomycota; Sordariomycetes; Sordariales; Sordariaceae. Gene Ontology annotation, biological process: heme biosynthetic process. The record is from RefSeq and is a predicted model, not a curated record. Gene Ontology annotation, cellular component: cytosol. Gene Ontology annotation, molecular function: uroporphyrinogen decarboxylase activity.
AUGGCUUCCCAAUUCCCUCCUCUCAAGAAUGACUUGUUGCUCCGGGCCGCCCGUGGCGAGACCGUUGAGCGUCCCCCUAUCUGGGUGAUGCGCCAGGCCGGCCGCUACCUCCCCGAGUACCAUGAAGCCAAAGGCGGGCGUGACUUUUUCGAAGUCUGCCGCGACCCCGAGAUCGCCUCUACGCUGACCCUGCAGCCCAUCGAGCGGUACGCGGGCCUGAUCGACGCAGCCAUCAUCUUCUCCGACAUCCUCGUGAUCCCGCAAGCGAUGGGCAUGACCGUCGAGAUGGUGGACAAGAAGGGUCCUCACUUCCCGGACCCUCUGCGCUCGCCCAGCGACGGACAGUACGCCGAGCUGAUGAAGCGCGACGUCGACGUGGCCAAGGAGCUCGACUACGUGUACAAGGCCAUCACGCUCACGCGCAAGAAGCUCGACGGCCGCGUCCCACUGUUCGGGUUCACCGGUGCCCCCUGGACGCUGCUGUGCUACAUGGUGGAGGGCGGCGGCACCAAGCUGUUCAAGGAGGUCAAGACGUGGAUCUAUAAGUAUCCGGAGGAGACCAAGGCGCUGUUGCAGAAGAUCUCGGAGCUUUGUGUCGAGUAUUUGGCGCUGCAGGUUAAGGCUGGUGCUCAGAUCAUCCAAGUCUUCGACUCCUGGGCCGGCGAGCUCUCCCCCUCCUCCUUCAAGGAAUUCUCCGCGCCCUACCUUACUUACAUCGCCAAGCACCUGCCCCUUCGCCUGAAGGAGAUGGGUCUCGAGCCCGUGCCCAUGGUCGUCUUCCCCAAGGGCGCAUGGUACGCCCUCGACGCCGCCUGCGACAUGGGCUACAACGUGGUUGGCCUCGACUGGCUGCACGACCCCGCGGAGGCCGUCAAGAUCGUCGGUGACAGGCCCAUGGUCAUCCAGGGUAACGCUGACCCUGGCGUCCUGUAUGGCUCCCACGAGGCCAUCACCAAGGUUGUCGAGGAGAUGGUCCGGGGCUUCGAUUGGCAUGGCAGACACAAGGGCUGGAUCGUCAACUUGGGCCAUGGCAUUACGCCGUUUGUGAACCCGGAUGACCUCAAGUUUUUCUUUGAGGAGAUUCAUCGGUUGACCAAGACUAAGGCUUAG